Messenger RNA from Ustilago hordei, 324 nucleotides. RefSeq lists its product as uncharacterized. The coding region runs from base 1 to 324 and encodes 107 amino acids. The transcript is spliced from 5 exons. Gene Ontology annotation, biological process: protein folding in endoplasmic reticulum. Gene Ontology annotation, cellular component: EMC complex. NCBI's taxonomy places the organism in Eukaryota, Fungi, Basidiomycota, Ustilaginomycetes, Ustilaginales, Ustilaginaceae. The record is from RefSeq and is a predicted model, not a curated record.
AUGACGUUCGCGGGGAGAUUACUACUCACUGUUGGCACACUCGUCUUCUUCCACGCUGCAUACUCGACAUAUGAGCACCUCUCAUUGAGGAAAUCACUCGGACUUGUAGGAGCAGAAGCUAAGGCAAUGCCAGUCGACAUCACACUUGAGACCCUGGUAUCAUUCAUUGUUAUUCUUCUCGGCGUGGCCUUGACAGCAGCGCCUCUGAAGAAUGUCACUUGGGCAAGCGAGAUGCGCACAAAAUCGGUAGACGAAGUCGACUCGCGCUCAAGUUUCGCAACGCUCACACAUCGUGGUCAGAUCUUAUUCGCUCCUAGCGACUAG